CUAAUUGAAAACACCGCAACCGGUGUCAAUUGGCAAUGGAAUCAGCUUGGGUCGUUUCGCAUGACGAAUGGUGUUCCGUUCACCUGAACACAGCGGUUAAACUUCCGGAUGUGGUGGCGUGGGAGCUAUCCGCCCGGACCAACUCCUGGAUCAACAUCCUGUGGUUGGAGGAGGUGCAGGUGGCGUCCGACUUGAACAUGGACCUGGAAUAUUCUCACUACGCCCCGGCUCGAUUCCGAAGCAUUCCGGAUUCAAGUCUGCUCGAUUUGCAACGGGGAUGUCGCUGGAUUGGUGAAAUGUUUGAGCUGGGUGACGAUAGAUGGCGGCCAGUAGUCCACGUCAACUGUGAGGCGAAGCAGGUGAGAGCUGCGCAACGCGAACCGGAAGUCGAAGCGAGCUUUUGGGUGAAUGAUGACCGAUACUCCGGCAAAUUGGAGCAGGUGAUGCGGAAGCAAGUGCAGGAGUGGCUCGGCGCAACGAAAGUGGUGUAUGUGUACGAAUGCGAUUCGGCUGGUAUGUUUCUGGAGGAUUGCGAUGACGAGGACAAGAAUUAUCAUUUGGCAGCAUGCUCCGACGGAGAGACGCUUCCUAACCGUGAGCUGUUCACUAACUUGUUAUCGGUUCCGGUACAAGCGGCUUACGAAUGGCACUGCGUUCAGACGAAUAGAACAACCGCCAUGCAGUCAGUUCCAGGAGAGUUGACCGACAGGCAGAUGCUCUUGGGACAGUUGGAUUGGGUACUGACGCUGAUUACGGAUGCUAUUGCGAAGGAUUCGCUGCCGAGGGAGAAGUUCUAUGAGUUGUUCCGCAAGGAUCUUCUAACGGGGACGCUUUUCCGAAGGUUUCUCCUAUCGCAGAGGGUUCUGAAAAGUUUCGGUUGUAAUGCCGUUUCGAAACCAGACCUUCCCGAUUGCAGUCAGCACCGGUUGUGGGCGAUCUGGGAUCACCUGAUGGACAUGACGGCAAUGUUGCUUUCCGUACAAAGCGAGAGGGAAUGCCCAAUUGUGGUCGCAUUCUUCCGGAUUCUUCUGGACGAUCACUACCAGGAUCAUCCUAAUCUUCUGCUACCAGCAUUGACUAAAUCGAAGGAAUGUUCGAAGGCUCUGGAAGCUUUGAAUGUUUGUUGGACAAAGGUGGCGGAAGAUUGGCAACUUCAGGAAUGCAUCCUAAAUCAAGCUAUUCUUUUGCUGCACUGGGAAGACGAUGGAAUGCGCCAGAAGACGAUCGAAUGCCUGGUUAAAAUCAUUGCAAACGAAUUAGAACUUGAGCAGUUUAUGAUAUCCGAUGUCGACGUUAAUCUGUGCGUCAACUUGGAAGCGGAACCGAAUUCAGGACUUAUUGCCCAGACGCUUUUCCUGCAGCUUUUGUUUGAAAAUAAUUCAACCAUGCGCAAUUCGAACCACAAACAGGCCCUGGGAGCAGCUUGCUCCGAGCUGAUGCGCCACACGGAAGCCAAAGUACGAACGUGGUCUGUUCUCCUGGCAGCUACAUUGUCCGAUGAAGACUUGCCUGGUCUGAGAAACCGCUUUCAAGACCUCUUGAGUGAUCCCGAGCCCAAAGUUCGAGCUGCCGCUCUCGAAAGCUGGAUCUCAUCGGAGAAUCAAGAUGUCUGCAUCGACAGGCUCCUGUCCAUGGUUAGCAUCAGUUCGAGCUCAUUCGUACGCCGAGAGGUCACCGAUGCCUUGAUCGCCGUGAUCGCAGCCGAUCGAAUUAAGGAGCUUAUCGCUGUUUGCAAGCAAGAAACAACCUGCGCCAAACAACAACCGGAACCAUUGAAAUCCAAGGGUAAGGCCAAGGCCAAGCAGCAACCGAAGAAAAGGUCCCAAACGGCCAACUCGGACACCGAACUCGGCCGAGCGUGGCGGGUAAUGGUUGCCCUUCAGACGGACCCGGACCAGACAGUGGCCACCUCGAUGCGUUCCUUGGUCACAUUUGUGAGGGAACGGGUGGCCGAACUGGAAUCGAAAGACAAGAAGAAAAAGAAGAAGACGAAUGUGGAUUGUAAUGAGUCGAAUUUUCCACUCCCAACGCGGAAGCCACUGUAUGGUCGGCUCUGUCGGGAUUUGCUGCAUGCUACAGAAGAGGUAUUCAAGGACGAAUCGACGAAGGAGUGUAAUUCUACGCCUUUGAAUGGCCUUUCGGUACCGCGAAAUCCAACGUUGGCAUUGUUGAACCAUCAGCUGAAGAGCUUCCACGCGCAGAAGGUGCCGGAAAUGGUGCGCUUCGGGUCGGACCGACAGAUGGUCACCGUCUGCAAGGACGAUGUUACUUGGCGAGAUUACACCACCGGUUGUAAGGCUCACUUGGACGCACCAGCGAAGGCCACAUCCCUACUGAUGGACACCCCUAAAGGCCGGUCUUCGUUACUGGUGGGCUACCAUGAUGGAUCCGUCCGCAUGUGGCAACCCCACUGGAAAUCGGAUCCAACGUUGAUCACCGUUUGGCAGGCUUUGUACGACUUCGAUAGCGCACCGUCGCACAAGGUCCAUGGCGUAUCGAUGGCCUUGAUCGGGAGCGGUCAGUUGAUGACCGGCGGCGACGCCAAGUACCUUCGGAAGUGGGAUCUCGAAAAGGAGCUCACCCUGGGUGAUGUCAGCAUUGGAACGGAUCAAGCGGUGACUGGCUUGGCGAGCAAUGGAAGCUACAACGUUGUUGCCGGAUUGGAAAACGGUACCGUUCGGCUGUUCGACAUCCGGGCUGAAGCGGACGGAAAGGUUGCAGUCGGACCGAAACAUGGCAACCCGGUUCGGGCGGUUAGUCUCCGUCCGGACGAUCUGAGCAUGGUGAGUGUAUGCAGCGGGGGCAGCGUGCACCUGGUGGAUUUGAGAAAGAUGAUUCCGGCGGUAAAGAAGUGGUCGGUGGCUGCUGUUCCGAUUGAUGUGGCCGUUCACGAACGGCUGGACGUGGUGGCUUUCGCGGGGGAUGCUUUGCUGGAGGUGUAUUCGAUCGAAGGGGAAAGGAUCUGCGGUGGGCAAGAGGGAGGAGCUGUCUGUGUUGGUUUCCACCCGAGUGAGGCUCUGCUAGGUGCUGGGUAUCAGCGGGAUGGCGGUACAGUUGUUCUGUAUGGCGAGGGGGAAGUUUGAGAUUCUGCGCUUCUAGGUUGGUAGGGGACAAAGUGCAUCGGUUUCGUUGAACUGAAUUUUACCGCAUAAUGACAAGAGGGUUUUAAUAUUCAAAUAAAGAUAGUUUUUAUUCGUUCAGAGUAAUUCGUUUCCUUUCACGAAUUCCAAUUACAUAGCCAGACCAGAUAAGAUAACAUUUACAGUUGUGUGUUGCUUUCCUUUACACCGAGUAUGUAGUGGUUGGGUAAUAGUAGGUAGUAGCAGCUAUUAGCGGGGUUCGCCGCAGUAAUAUUACAAAUUUUCGUUAUUUACGUAACCUUCGUCAGUUGGUUCCCUGCGAACGUUGCUCUUGAAUUGUGACUUGAUUUGCUAGCUUUCUUCUUUAGUAGCUUGAUUGAAUUUUCACAACUUUUUCGAUUGCUAGUAGGUUGUAUAUUCCAUUGGAUAUGCUAUUUUGUAAUAUGUCCUUCUAUAACCUUAACGGAACAGUUUCAUCAUUUACGUAGGUUGGGGGAGAGGGGGAAAAUAGACAUGAGGGAGGUAUUGGCACAAAUGAACAUUUGAACAAAACUUCAACUUACAAUUAAGACAAAAAUAAACGAUGGGUUUAGUCUUAUGGACUCUGUAUUUUGAGUUUCCAAAAAUGGCAUUCUCUGCUUUUUUGUCUUGAAACAAACGUUUUAGCUUAGUAGUAGGUCUUGUUCAGCAUUCAAUGUUUGCUGGGAUCCUAAGUCCUUAGUCCUAACUUGUCCGAGAGAAAGGGAGUAGCGAUCCUGAUAUUGAGGUCGGUAAAUAAUGCACUUUGAUACUAUUUCAUGCUGAGGACGGGGAAUCGACUG
Ochlerotatus camptorhynchus is the source of this 3901-nucleotide messenger RNA. RefSeq names its product regulatory-associated protein of mTOR-like. NCBI's taxonomy places the organism in Eukaryota, Metazoa, Arthropoda, Insecta, Diptera, Culicidae. The record is from RefSeq and is a predicted model, not a curated record. Gene Ontology annotation, biological process: positive regulation of cell growth; TOR signaling; cellular response to starvation. Gene Ontology annotation, molecular function: protein-macromolecule adaptor activity; protein binding. Gene Ontology annotation, cellular component: cytoplasm; TORC1 complex. The transcript has 4 exons. Bases 36 to 3083 code for a protein of 1015 amino acids.